Sclerotinia sclerotiorum 1980 UF-70 is the source of this 2103-nucleotide messenger RNA. RefSeq lists its product with no specific name. NCBI's taxonomy places the organism in Eukaryota, Fungi, Ascomycota, Leotiomycetes, Helotiales, Sclerotiniaceae. The record is from RefSeq and is a predicted model, not a curated record. Bases 1 to 2103 code for a protein of 700 amino acids. The transcript is spliced from 6 exons.
AUGGACUCUUCUUAUAAAACACAGCAGAAUUUGAUGGCCAAAAAGGCAGAGGAAAAUGGUAUUCCGACUUCUGAAAUCACAAAGCAGUUUCAGCAAAUAUUGAGCCAAGUCUACCAGCAAAGUCCCAAUUGUAAUAAAUCUUGGGCAUUGGAAAAAGCUGAAUAUCUUGUUGUAAUUCCAAACGAUCCAUGGCCAGGCACCCCUCCAAAGACAACGCUACUUCCUUUGAGUGAUGAUACAAUGGGGUCAGAGUCCGGCGAGGUGACCAGUUCGCCGGACGAGAAGGAUCCGUCGAGUUUACCAAGCAAGCCGAAGCCUACCUUUUCACUCAAGGUUGAAGAGGUGCUGCUUAAUGCAGCUGGUAAUGCAACUAUAUUGGUUGCAUACAAGGAGGCAUUAGUGAACAUGAAGGAGCGAUAUCCACGGGAAAGCCUAGAGUGGCAGCAGUGGAUGUCAGGAAGCAAGGUCUGGCUGUCCAACUUUCGCAAACAGGGUACCUUUCCCUGCAAUGAGCCACCUAGGUCAUACGUUCUCCGCUCUUCGGAUGCCAACCAACUUCAUGCUGGACAUUCUCGCCAUAGUGGCGAGGAUUGGCCCAGAAAUGGGCGGUCUGGUAGUAGCUGGCGCCCGGAGGAGGCUACCAGUCGACGUAGAUCUAGGUCGCCUCCCAGUGGACCCAGCGGAAGAGUCGCUUAUCGACAAACUAGGUACCAACAAAGUAGUGAAAAGGCAAGACAAGGUAGGACAAUCAAAGUUGAAGAAUCACCAAGACAUGACCGAACAAUAAGAGUUAAAGAACCAUCAAGAGAUGGUAGAACAAUGAGGAAUGGAGAUGGAGAACCAUUGACCUAUGGGCCAAAAGAGGAUCAGAUGCAAAGGAAAGCAUAUGCUAUGGGUGGUGAUGAUUUUCGCCAUACGUUCUUUCGUGCUAUGCAAAAUAGCAGAGACAUCGUAAGAGCCAGUCAUCCCGAGUACGACCGUUCUCAAAAGCAUUGGCUUGCCGAUCGGAUGGCCUGGGAGAAAGUUUUUAAAGAUGAGCCAUUUCCCUGGUUAAAUGACAAGCCACCAGGAAUCUCUAAAAAUGCUCUGACGAACGAUAAAUUAGCAAUAAAAUAUGCGAAUUUUUCCAUGGCAACUCCACCAGCCGAAGGUGUCGUCAAGCAAUCAAACGUCAAGACCAUAGCACCGGCUGGAAACAAUCCCUUGGUUCAACUGAGACCUUCUCAUAGCAGAAAUUCGUUUGAUCCAAAAGAAACAGAUGGUGGUGCUAUCUUGGUUGGGUCAAGCCCUGGGAUGCCAAGAAAGCUCCUAGUGGCACAACCAAAAGGAGUGACGAAGGCUGUCGGUGACCAAUCCUCAGGAAAAAAUAGAGCGAAUCCAGUUGAAGGCAUUAGAGAAGUGAACAUUCAUAAUGGUAUCCUUACUCGUGCUCUCCUAGGUGACUGGGACGAUUCAUUCAUAUUCGUUCAAAGAGGUCUUGGAGUAACAAUGGAAUAUAAUGAUGAUGCCUCCGAUUAUCUCAGGCUCAUCAUUGAGCCAUAUCAACCGGGAGACUGUGCAGCAUUGGAGAAAGCGUACCAAUUCCUUGAAAUCUGGAAGAGGCUGAUACACUCUGACCACCUAGUCAAACUUUACGAUUUUUGGGCCCAGUACAAGAAUCAUGACAGAACAAAUUCUGUUAAUCCUGAGCCCUUAAUAUACGUUAAUGGCCAGAAGAUACCCUGCCCAGGGAAAUUCGGCGAUCUCUGUGACUUCUUCUCAUAUGAGAUCCAAAACUAUCAAUCCAACAUGGCUAUGUAUACCAACACGGAAAAUGCACUUGCCUGCAGUACCCUCUUCGAGGCUAGGCCAUUCAGCAUUCAUCUCACUAGCUAUCCACUUCCGGUAAUGCUUAAAGUUGAUGGCAAGACGAGAAACAAGAUUCUGGAUGAGCAUGAUGCCUUCCUAGAAGAGUGGGUCCGAAGGUCUUUGCAAGAACGGAUGAGCUUAUCGGACAUGAGCAAUGACUAUGCAAGAAGGCGCGAUCAACAACGUAUGGAUAUGGAUAUGGAUUUGGAUGAGUUGUUGAAGGAAGGGGCAGCAAAGGCUAAUCAGAAGCCUUGA